AUGUCAGUAAAGCAACUCAUAUUUGGCAGUCUGCUCCUGCUGCUGGCCACUUCGAUUUCCGCCGAAUACGAUGUAAAUGCUGUGUGUACGUUGGUACCCAAUGGUGUUCGCAUAGGCAGCAUCGAAUCUUGCCAGAAAUACUACGUCUGCAGCAACGGCAAGGCUUUAGCUUACAGUUGUCCCUCCGGCACUAAGUUCAGCAAGAAUGAGCAAAUCUGCUUAAACGCAGCUAACGUUGAAUGCUACCUUGACAACACGAGUCCUUGCAGUGGCAAAUCUGAGGUGUUCGUUCCCAAAUCAGGCUCUUGUAGUGACUGGACUUACUGUAAAAACGGUCAGGAAAUCAGCACUGGUACCUGUCCCAACAAUUUAAUUUUCCAAGAUGGAAAGUGUCAAUAUGGCUAUUGUUCUACUUCUACAACUAAUGUGGACCAAGAUUUUAAAACCGUCUGUCAGGUUAUGCCGAACAAUAUAUACUUUGGAAGCACACUUAACUGCAACAAAUGGCAAAUUUGUAAGAAUGAAAAGCUGAACGGAGGCUUCUGUAAAGACAAUUUAGUGUAUAAUGCUGACUCUGCUUCUUGUACCUACGAAACUGAAAGCACUUGUGCUUACGUCACGGGCACCAAGGUGCUGCCUGAUGUAGAAACCUACGGCAGUUGCACUGAGGAUGGAGCUACAAAGUCCACCAGCACAUGCAGCGACUACUUAAGGUGUGUAAAUGGCCAGUGGAGUGUAUACUCCUGUGCAGAGCACUACUUCUUCGACGUAUCGAAGAAAACUUGUGUGGCCCGUAAAGCUGCUAUAACGGCAAAAUGUGAUCGUUGUCAGUUCUCGAAAGACCAGUUCGUGAAUGCUGUUGACGAAAAGUGUCGCAGUUAUUUGAUUUGUGCAAAUGGCGUCAAGCAGGGUUCGAACUCCUGUGCGACCGGUUAUUUCUUUGAGGAGAGCAGCCAGGCUUGCGUGAAAAUCAGUGGAAACAAUAAUGCAACCUACAUUUCAGAUAAUGGGGCCUGCAAUGUAGCUUCCUAA
Anastrepha ludens (Mexican fruit fly) is the source of this 1032-nucleotide messenger RNA. RefSeq names its product peritrophin-48-like. Gene Ontology annotation, cellular component: extracellular region. The record is from RefSeq and is a predicted model, not a curated record. Gene Ontology annotation, molecular function: chitin binding. The transcript has 3 exons. NCBI's taxonomy places the organism in Eukaryota, Metazoa, Arthropoda, Insecta, Diptera, Tephritidae. The coding region runs from base 1 to 1032 and encodes 343 amino acids.